Adineta ricciae is the source of this 2103-nucleotide messenger RNA. Lineage: Eukaryota; Metazoa; Rotifera; Eurotatoria; Adinetida; Adinetidae. The record is from the annotation of a GenBank genome assembly.
AUGACUACUUGUUUGAAUGGAUUCGAUUGGAUAUGCAAUUAUGGACCAUCGUUUGUCGUUUCGGCAUCGAAUUGUGAUGUUCUUUACGAGCCAAGCGACUUUUUCAAAGAAUUGAAUCAUACUUUCUCAAAUGCCAAACAACGAAUUUAUAUUUCAUCACUUUAUUUCGGAACCGAUUCAUAUGAAUACGAAAUGAUCGAUUCCAUACGAACCGCCCUUGCCAAAGAUCCAUCUGUACGCUUAGUUGUGCUAUUAGACUAUCUACGCGGCCUCCGAAUAGAUAAUCAUAAAGAAAAGACGACAUCUAAAUCAAUGUUUCUUCCAUUAAUCGAACAGUUUUCAUCCCAAGUAGAUUUCUAUCUGUUUCACACACCUCUUCUUCAUGGUUUCCUUCGGAAAAUCAUUCCGAUGAGAUACAAUGAGUCCUGGGGCGUGCAACAUAUGAAAAUCUACAUGGCAGAUGAUACUUUAGUCAUAAGUGGUGCUAAUUUGAAUAAAACAUACUUCGACAAUCGACAGGAUCGAUACUUAAAACUGAAUCAUUGUCCUGAUCUUUGCCAAUUCUUUAUUGAUAUUAUCGAAACUGUCGGAAAACAAUCAUUCAAAGUGAAACUGAACCAUCCCGAACCGAUAUUGUUAGGUAAAAAUCAUCCCUUCGAAGGUGAUAACGCCCAAUAUCGCCGUGAUGUCGAAAACGAUCUUACAUCACUGAUGAAAACCUAUCAAACACGUUUUCCCAAGCCCGAUUCCUUAUCUGACGAUCAAGCAUUGAUUAUUCCAUUGAUACAAAUGGGAAUGUUCAAUAUAAAUAACGACCGAGACUUUAACAUUCACCUAUAUUCCCAUCUUCCUCAAGAUUCGAUACUUUACCUUGCAACAUCCUAUUUCAACAUGACAGAAGAAUACGCGCAAGAGUUGAUCGGCAAUAAACGACAGGAUACGACAAUUAAGCUAUUGACAGCUUCACCACAAGCUAAUGGGUUCUAUGGUAGCCGUGGCAUGAGUCAAUACGUGCCGAUCGGUUACAGCGAAAAUGAACGGGAAUUCGUCGAAAAAGCAGAGAAGAAAUGUGCAAACGACGGACAAAUUCAAAUGUUAGAAUACUUUCGAUCACAAUGGACGUAUCAUGCCAAAGGUUUAUGGUUGUAUGAAAACGGAAAGGAUUAUCCGAUUCUGACUUGCAUCGGGUCGCCGAACUUUGGCGCACGUUCGAUUCGACGCGAUCUUGAAGCUCAAUUAGCUAUUCUAACGAAUAAUGAGACGUUACGAAUGAAAUUUCAUCGUGAACGUUCACGUCUAUUUCAAUACGCACUGUGCAUAUCACCGAUGAACGUACUCUCUCAACCUCUUGUCAUUCCAACGACUCAUCAACGUCGUCUGGUGGGUAGUCCUCGCUCGCCAAUGUUCCUCAAUGCUGCUCCGGUUGCUGUUAGUAACAAAAUCAAAGCUAUCCAAGCGCGUAAAACUCGUAUCACUCUCGUCACAUCCGAUGCAGUUCACACAGACAUUCGUCCAUUGAAUUUCAGUUGUAAGAGCGGUGUUGCCAAAUCUCGAACAGAAUAUUCAGUCUUAACAGCUGAGAAACUAGUUGAUCGCAGUAAAGACAUUCGUCUCGAUCGCAUUUCUGCUCGUCAACAAUCUCGUCCAUCCUUUAUUCUCAAUACGAAUGCUAAUCAAGCACCUGUACUCUGGUCGAGCUAUCAACAAUCAUCCAAGUGUAAUAAACCAAGUGCAACGCAAUCAAACUCUACAGCUCGUACACCGCCCGGUGUUGAAUCGGCAAAACCGAGAUCACCAACUCGCAAAAUACCCGAGAUUCCACGACGACAACCUCGUCAAGCCUCAGCCGAUCAGCAUGAUCCUCUUCUACCGCCCGAAAUCAAAGAAAGAUCCAAAUCAAAACCGCAACCAUCACGUAUCACAAGGAUUAAAUCUCAUGAUCGACUGGUUCAUCGUAAUAAUCUUCGCAAAAAUGACGCCGAAGGAGAUGAAGACGAUGAUGAUGAUGGUAAUAAUCUUAUGAUGGAUGAAGAAUUCGAAGAAUAUCUUGAGAAGGCGAUUGUUAAAUGUGCCGAUUGGCUUAUCAAAUACGUAUUUAUUUAG